Stegostoma tigrinum is the source of this 6240-nucleotide messenger RNA. RefSeq lists its product as uncharacterized. Gene Ontology annotation, molecular function: protein binding. The transcript has 6 exons. The coding region runs from base 1019 to 2341 and encodes 440 amino acids. Lineage: Eukaryota; Metazoa; Chordata; Chondrichthyes; Orectolobiformes; Stegostomatidae. The record is from RefSeq and is a predicted model, not a curated record.
AGCGCUCCAUUUCCAAGUCAAGACAUUGUGUGGUCAUCAGCAGGAGGUUUUCUUGUCCAUGGUUAACUUGCUACUAUGAAACUUCAUGGGGUCAGGAGUAAAUGUUGAAGACUCACUGGGCAGCUCCCUUCCAAGUGUACAUCACUAAAUCAUCACCUCUGCUGGAUCUGUUCUUCCAGUGGGGCUGAACAUAUUCAAGGACGGGGCAUUGUAGGAGCGUACUCCUCCCCACUGUGCCCCCCCAGCCCUCCACCACCCACUUCCAACCAGGGACAAAAACUAAAGAGACAGGCAGGAUUCAGGCAAAUGGAAGAUGUUAGUUCAAGCAGAAACUGAUUGAUGCAGGGAGAGGGCCAAAGGAUCUUACCCAAAUCCGGCGCUUACCUAAUAUUCUGAUCUGGUUCCAGGUAAACACCACGGGAGGAAGAGAUCACAACACUGCAAAUACAAAAUACCACGAACGAACACCUCCUGUUGCAAACAAAGAUUGAGAUUUAGAGAGACCGUGGGUACGCAACUCUAAAAUACCGUGAAAUAUUUUAUCAGGUUAUUUCAAUAUCGUUAUGGAAGUUAUCACCACCUCUCCCCCUAUGCAUCUCGAUUCGUGAAGCCCAGUUAAAAGAUGGCGAAAAUGAGUUGGAUGGGUCGCUACAAGCCUUGAGACUCACCCUGAUGCCAUUUGUAAGGAACUGCCAGCGAGGACGCGAAUCAUUGCUGUACAAACGCACUCUGCACUGAAUUCAAAGUCUGCUGUAUUUGACUAUUGCAGCAUGCUUCUGGCUCGUCUCCAACAUUAUACCAUCCAUCUGAGGAUAUCAAAAUUCUGUUGUCUGUGUCUCAUCUUGAAGCAAGUCCCGUUCCUUUAUUGUUGGGAGAAAGUAUUGGGUGUGGCACAAGUUAACCCCACACCUAUUUGGGGAGAAUUAAUAAAACCUUAAGAUGAGAUGCUAGUAUGGAAAAUAUUGGUACAGAAGCAAUUAAUUCGAUACAUUAAGGAAGGAUAGGAUUUGCGACUAAUAUGGAAAAACCUCAUUGUUUAAACCUACCUCAGGAUAUAUUGUUGGAAGUAUUUAGAUAUCUAACACCGGUAGGAAAAGAUAACGUUCGUGCAACGUGCAAGUACUUCCAACAGUUAAUUGAUCAUCCUACUUUAUGGACGGAUAGUAUAAUUGUCCUAAAAAGUUUACAAUGCUGUAAUUCAAACUUUUGGAGAACGUUAAGAAAAAGGCGAAUAAGAUCUGUGGUGAUUAAGGAAGCAACACAGAAGCAACAACAGAGGAUGGUGAAUUUGCUACCUGACCUGAUAGCUGUUACUAUUGAUGUAAAAAAGAAUUUGGAGAGUCUAAGCACUUUUAAAUCACUUACAAAUUUACAGAAGUUACAGCUGAGUAAUAAAUUACAAGUGCUCGAUCAAAAACUGCUAAGAGAAAUGGCUUUGUUCAAACAACUGACUCAUUUGGUCAUAUGCACUUCAGUGUUUAUCCAGGACAGUUCGUUGUGCCAUCUUGCAGAAUUAACAAAAUUACAAGCACUGACACUUCACGCCGGACAGAAAAGCCCUUCCUUGACAUCACUUCAUUAUGUUUUGUUUCGGUUGCCCGAACUAAGAGAACUGUCACUAAGUUCUGUGGAAUGUUGGGAUAAUUUAUCAUUGUGUUUUACUUCACCAGAAAUGACAACUCCUAAACUGACAGAACAUGACAGUUUUGAGCCACAAAACAUCUCUCGACUUCGAUUAGAGAAGCUGAGCCUUUUGAAUAGCAUCAAUGGUCCACUGUCUGCUACAGCACUCCAGCAGUUGUCAAAAGUCUGUAGUUUUUCUGUGAGCCUCAGCAAGUCACCUAUAUCAUUGACCAGCAAUUUUGUGCACAGCAUGUUGGAGAACGUGACAAGCAUCACUGAACUGGAACUUAGCUGGACUGGACCAGUUGCUGAGUAUGUGAAGAUUUUGCCAUCAGGUCUUGCAAGCUUGGAUUUAAUAAAUACAAGACUCUCCAGUGUUGAUGUACAGCUUCUGUCCGAGUCAUCAGGAACAACUCUUAAACACCUAGGCUUGGUGCUAUGCAGCGGUAUCACUGAAAUAAUGCUAAAGCGAUUGCCAAAACAGUUUCCUUUUCUGCAGAGCCUUGACCUUAGUGGGUGUAAAUUGUUGAAACCAGACAUUUUGGUUGGCUUUGCGGAGCUAGCAUUCCUAAAGGAAGUCGUAAUUUCAAACAAUCCACACUUAACUGAUGUAACACUGAAGCGAUUUCAAAUGUUAACUGACAACAGAGUGCAUGUAACACAGAAGAACAAGAGAAAUCAUGACAGAUGUGAUUGUUAUUUUAGUUUUGGUAUGUGAGUGGAUGAAGCAAAAUGUUUUGUGCAUGAUUAAGAUUAUAAGCUUGACCUGAGAGCUGAAGAAGUGUGUUGAUGAUUUGGAUGGACUGGAUUGACAACUUUCGUGUUAAAUGCCUGGUGGAUGGAAACCUAUGAAGAGAAAUGACAUGUUUUUUGAUAUGUGCAUGCAUAACAUUUGAGUUCUUAAAAUUGGUGAUUGUCAUAAUAACAAGUCAUUUAUAGUUUAAUAUUAUUGAAUAAAUUGGUUAGUUAUGUUUGUUUAUUAUUCUAUAUUACAUGUGUAUGACCACUAGAGGGAUCUCCUACUCAAGAUAUACAUCAUUGUGAUUUUAAACCCCUGAAGAACUAUAGAUUUUAAUACAUCUUUCAUUAUAAAGACACAUUCUCAUGUUUCCCAAGUUGUUUUCCUUCUUUACCAGGGAAUAUUUGUUUGUCACAAGCAGGGUUGAUAAAGCCAAAUGGAGAAUUUUAGCAAAACAUUCAGACCCAUUUAAAAAAAAGAUAAUGAUGUUCUUCUGAAAGAGACCUGUUUCUGUUGCAUACAAGAUGUCCAUAAAUUGUACAAUGGGAAUUUUAUUGUACGAUAAUUUUAAUAGCUGCAAAGCGCGAUGCGAUAAGAUAGUCAUACGGCAUGGAAGCACAUCCUUCAGUCCACUCACCAACCAUGUUCCCAAACUAAACUACCCCUGUCCUUGGCCGAUAUCCCUAUAAACCUUGCUGAUUCAUGAACUUAACCAAAUGUUUUUUAAAUGUUGUAACUCUGCUAAUGUUUAUUGUCUCACACUGAGCUAAUGGCAAAUUGGUGUAGUAUUAACGUCUAAGAGGGUGUCUUAAACUUUAUUUUAAUUUCACUAGGUACCCAGAUAACGUUCUGGGCACGUGGGUUCGAAUCCCACCAUAGCAGUUGAAUUUGAAUUCGGUAAAUAUCUGGAAUUAUUUAUUUAAUGAUGACCAUGAAUUCAUUGUCAAUUGUUGGGAAAAGCCCAUCUUGUUCACAAAUGUCCUUAAGGGAAGGAGACUGCCAUCCUUACUUGGUGUGGCAUAUAUAUGAUUCCAGACUCUCAACAAUAUCAUUGACUCUUAACUGCCAUCUGGGUGCUUUGAGAUGGGCAAUAAAAGCUAUCUACCUAGCGAUGCCACAUUCUGUGAAUGACUUUUUUAAAAAAAAUUUGCAAGUUGAGUGUACAGGUAAGUCCACUUAAUAAAUAGAUAUAAAGAUAUUUUUAACGUGACAAUAGUUUGAAGAGAGCAUCUGACUAGCUGUAGUUCCAAAGUGUGUUAGAUUUUACACAAUCACUAUUCAGGCUUUUAAGAUUUUAGCCAUUCAUUGCUUUUGCUGAUAAUGUGUAGCUGUCAGACCCUGGGUUUAAAUGGACAGUCUGUAACAGUGCCAUCUUGUGUGGUAUCUGCAGUGAGAUAUUUGGCAGAGCAUUAAGAUUCUGAUUGUGAUGUAACUUCAACUUUUUCCAGUAUAAUCAUUGCAAUUUGGACACUAUGUUAUUAACAAGGGCAGAUAGUAGUAAGAGUCCCUGGCUUAUGCUCAGGGAAAAUUUUCUAGAUGCUUCCAACCCAUUGAAAAAUGAGGCGCUGCUGUCCUGGGUUUGGGGAAAAAGGUAAGCCUAGUGGAUCAAGUCAGCCCUUACAUUAAACAAGCAAUGCCAAUGGCCUAGAAUGACGAUUACUUUCCACCAAUACAAUAUCAAAGAAUAAAGUGUCACAGGGAAUCCGAGCAUGACAAGAAACAUCAGUGCGUUUCCAGUGCCAAAAAAAUGCAAAUGAUGUAUAGUGCUUUUCAAGCAUGGAAAAUCAGGUGGGAAGUCAAGCCCCAACUUAGCCAGUCUUAUUCGACUCAUAAGAGCUAUUUUAAAAAAAGACCAGAAAUGGUGUUGGAAAAGACCAGUGAUAGAUUUGUUCAACAGUAAAGGGAAGAUGUAAUUAGUCCUAGUCAAACUAUUAUUCAAGAUGGAUUGAAGUGGCAAGACUUUAUUUAACCAUAGCAAACUUCAUGAUCUGAGCCCUAAACAGGAUCUUUGUGAUGUAGAAAUUCCCAGAAAAAUUAGUAACAGAGAAUGGACCUCAGUUCACAAACAAGGAUUUCAGGAAGUUCAUUUUGGAGGUGGGUUUCAAGCAGAUGACAAGUUCUACACCCUGUUCUGAAUUGACUGAAAAGAUCAAUCAAGACCAUAAAGUUGCUGAUGCAUAAGAAUCCAAAAUUAGAAGUUCUACUCAUCACUAUUGAAUAAUUGGUACAUGUCAGCAGAAUUGUAAGUGGAUUAAAAACAGAUGUAUCAUUUCAGAACAUAAUCUCAAGCCAAACAUAACCUUUCAAGAACAUUGUUAGGUAAAAUAACUGGAGAAAAUCCACAGUAAAAAGCAGCAGAGGUGGUGUAGCUCUAGACACAGGGUUAGAGCAGAAAGUCCAGUUAAGGGAUAAGAAGUCAGAAACCAUGGCUGUCAGACAAACUUGUCAGUGAAGACCUUAUACUGUCAGAAUGCCUGAAGGGAUAUUUGGGGACAACAGGAAGUCAUUGAUGUUGUACAAGCCAAGAAGUGAGGCUUAGUAUGAUUAUUACAGAAUUUGGGACAGCCAAACCUAUGCCAUCAGAAAACGUGCAGAAAGGUACAAUUCCAGACUUGUUGCAACAAAAUUCUUGUGUUGAAUAGAAUGGGCCACAUCAGGGAAUCCAAUCACAGUUCUAGAUUGCCUUAGCCUGCUAAAUUCAGACUCUGAUGUGGGAGGGAAGGAUUGAUGGUAAAAACAGUGUCAAUGAUAAUGAGGUUAUUAAUGACAUAUUAAUAUCACAAACUAUGUUCACAAAAGCAAAUUACUGGGAUAAUUUAGGUCAUAGGGAAAAUUUUGAGGGAAGAUGUAUUGUAAUAAAAUUCAUAUAUGAUAUGACUGCCACCAGUCAGAGAGAACUCAUCAGAAUAGAGUGAGAAUGUUAAGAGACAGGUCUUAAACAAUAUUCUACAAACUGCAUUUACUAUCUUGCAAUGUGCAGGCAUAAAUGAAAUGGGUGUAUAGCAUAUCAGAAGUGGAAGAAUCUAACUUAGAGGUAAAGCACCUGUAGUCAUAGGGACAAUGUAUGUGCAGUCUUCCACAGCCCAGAGGUACACCAGACCUGUGUCUCAAUGUACAGGUAGAAUUAUUAGUUUAAAGCACAGUAUUAAUCAUUUACAAUAACAUAAGAUUUCUAGUUACUGAUGACAUCAAGAGAUGAGGUGAUAGUGCAAGAACACAAUGUUUUGGUUAAUGAUCAGCCAUGAUUGAUAUAGAAUGGCAGAAAUGGCUCAACAUGUAAAAUGCUCCUGCUUCUACGUUUCUACAAAGGACUAAUUUCAAUCCUUUCUAGUUAUGAAGACUAAAUGAUGUGUGGGAGUAAGGAUGGAUAGCAAUGGACUUAAUGUACUUAGAAAGCCUUGCUAUUAUUGUUUGCUGUUCCAUUUAAACGUAAGCUACAUGUUUUCAAAGAUAACUUACUACUUUUGCAAUUAUAGUUUUUUUAUUUGAAGUGCUUUGCUUUGACUUCACUUUUGAGCUUGCAGUUUGAUAUCAUUAUGGCUGCUGAGUGACUCUUCUCAUGUGGUUGCAUAAUCACAUGAUAGAAGAGAACAUACUUCACAUUUUUAUAACAUUAGACCAGGGCUGGUUGAGAACAGGCAACAGGAAGGGAAAAUUUUUACAGGGAAUUUUAUGGUAUUCUAUUUUCCAAAUGAGUAACAGUGACAAACACGUGAUACCAUUUCAACGUUCGAUGUUCCAAAUUUUACUUUGUUUCCUACUAAUAAAAUAUUUAGAAAUAAGAUAAUUUUCUUGGUAACCUUAAUAUAAAUAAAGGGAUAAGUAAAAAUAAAUGUUCGAAUAAUUUUUGUGACUAAUGAUGUAUAUAUCAUUUCCAU